UUCCUUCCAAUUUAGGGGAAACAUGACUGACGUGAAGAAAGAAAGCAAGAAGGCCGAGGAUGUCGUCGCGCAGACCGACGAGGCUCAGGUCGGGCUUGUGAUUAAGAUUCUCGGUCGCACUGGCUCCCGCGGCGAGGUGAGUCAGGUUCGUGUUCGCCUGAUGGCCCCCGCUGGCUCCCCUGAUGCAAACCGCACCAUCGUGCGCAACGUCAAAGGGCCAUGCAAUGAAAAUGACAUGCUGUCCCUGAUGGAAACCGAACGUGAGGCACGCCGCUUGAACUAAUGAACGUAUUGUAAUUCUGCUCGAGUUCAACACCUGUUUUCGCUUCACCUACAUAUUUUUUCCUUUUCGAAUAACCAAAA
Messenger RNA from Phytomonas sp. Hart1, 363 nucleotides. The record is from the annotation of a GenBank genome assembly. NCBI's taxonomy places the organism in Eukaryota, Euglenozoa, Kinetoplastea, Trypanosomatida, Trypanosomatidae.